AUGUCAAGUCCCCAGAUACCCUUCUCCUUCCCAGUCCUCCACUUCCUCCUCUUCAUCUUUGUGACCUCAAUAGUCUUCCAUCUUCAACUUCGACUCUCCAAGAUAUCUAAAUCAUGGAAACAACCACCAACCCUUGAGUCUUCAGCCUUUACAAUCUACCACCCUGAUGGCAUCUGGACUGUGAAUUCUAUAGGCCGUCUAGGAAACCAAAUGGGUGAGUAUGCCACCCUCUAUGCUCUGGCAAAACUCAAUGGCCACAGGGCCUACAUAUCACCUGAGAUGCAUCAACAACUUGCUCCCAUAUUCCGUAUCACCCUUCCUGUUCUACCAGCCAGUGUGGCCCAGCAUAUACAUUGGCGGAACUACCCCCUACAUGACUGGAUGUCGGAGGAAUAUCGACAUAUUCAUGGUGAAUAUGUCCAUUUCACGGGUUACCCCUGUUCCUGGACUUUCUACCACCACCUUCGAGAAGAAAUCCGUCGUGAAUUCACCCUGCAUGACUAUGUCCGAAAUGAAGCUCAGGCCUACCUCCACAGGAUACAGAAAAGCCCAGCCACCUUUGUGGGAGUCCAUGUCCGCCGAGGUGACUAUGUCCGUAUCAUGCCCCAGGUCUGGAAGGGGGUGGUAGCACACAAAGGCUACUUGGAUCAAGCAAUGAAUUGGUUCAGAGCCCGUUACAAUGAUACUGUCUUUGUGGUCACCAGCAAUGAUAUGUCAUGGUGCCGGGAGAACAUUGACACCACCAAGGGAGAUGUGGUAUUUGCAGGGGAUGGAGUGGAGAGCUCUCCAGCAAAGGAUUUUGCUCUGUUGACCCAGUGCAACCACACCAUCAUGACCAUUGGCACCUUUGGCAUCUGGGCUGCCUACCUGGUAGGUGGUGAGACGAUCUAUUUGGCCAACUACACCCUUCCAGACUCACCUUUCCUCAAAAUCUUCAAACCUGAAGCAGCUUUCCUGCCUGAAUGGAUAGGGAUCCCAGCUGACCUGUCACCCCUGCUCAAGAACUGAAUACUUUUUCAGGUCCUCACUCUA
Molecule: messenger RNA, 1032 nt
Organism: Monodelphis domestica (gray short-tailed opossum)
Lineage: Eukaryota; Metazoa; Chordata; Mammalia; Didelphimorphia; Didelphidae
Product: galactoside alpha-(1,2)-fucosyltransferase 2-like
Biological process (GO): carbohydrate metabolic process
Cellular component (GO): membrane
Molecular function (GO): galactoside 2-alpha-L-fucosyltransferase activity
Source: RefSeq, a predicted model, not a curated record